Brassica napus (rape) is the source of this 4233-nucleotide messenger RNA. RefSeq lists its product as uncharacterized. The record is from RefSeq and is a predicted model, not a curated record. The transcript is spliced from 2 exons. NCBI's taxonomy places the organism in Eukaryota, Viridiplantae, Streptophyta, Magnoliopsida, Brassicales, Brassicaceae. Bases 1174 to 2946 code for a protein of 590 amino acids.
AUUACUUUAUAUUUGGAGUAAACCUAUUUUUCACUCUAUUAUAGAGUGAGAAAUAGAGUACCAUUGGAACAUUUUUUACUCUAAACUCUAUUUUAAAAUAAAAAAUAGAGUAGGGUUGGAGAUACUCUUAGAGCAUCAUUAUUCCAGUCUCUAAAAGGGUAUUUUAGCCUAAUUGGAAUUAAAAAUAAAAUGAAAAAUACAUUAAUAAGAAAGAUACGUCUCUUAAUCAAGGAAAGGAAGGGAGGUCUCUUGUGGACAGGUGUCCAAAAAUGAGUGGGGAAGGGUAUUUCGGCUCCUCUCUCUCCCGACUUCUCUCCUCUUUUGGCUUCUCUGGGACAUCACCUCUUUUGCCCAUCCUCCUCAUCACUCAAUCUCCUAUACCCACUAAAAUCAUCUAUACCCAUAACUCUUUAAUGAAUUGUGGAAAGACUAAACUGACCUUGAUUUGGGGGGAUGGGUUGAAUGAAAAUCGAAAAUUGUAAUGUGAUUGGGUUGGGUUUGUGAUUGAAAAUCGUUGGUUUGGGAAGUUUGGUUAAUGGUUUUAUUAAAAAAAAAUUAAUUGAGAAAAGCUAAAUCCCAUCUUCUUCCUCCCCGCAGCUCCCCGAGCAGCUCCCUCCCCCAUCCCCGCUCCCCCAUCCGGCUCUGUCGCCGCAGCUUCUCUCCUCCUCCUCCAUUUUCAAAGUGUUUCCGGAGGUCUAGCAUUCCAUCGGCGCAAAUAUAGUUGGGUAUUGCAGGUAAACUCAGGUCCCCCAACUUCUCUUGAGAAAUGCAUGUAUUUGGAAUCGAGCUAGGAGCAAUGCACAACAGCAUUGUUUAGUUGAUGGGUCAAUUAGUAUAGCGAUUUGGUAUAAAAUGUAUUAAUGUGGUUGAAUUAAACGUUGAUAGAUGCGAUUCGAAACCUAGUGUUUUGGAUUAUUGUUGGAAAACUGGGAAAAGUAGAAUAACUAGGAAAACUCGAACAACUGGUAUAACUUUGUUGAUCUUGUGCGAUAUUUUUGGCAGGAUAGAAUGACUAAUAACGUAUUCGUACAUUUUACAUAUGAAGACUGCAUGUAUGGUAUAUCUGUGAAGGCAUCAGUGGAGGAUGUGACGCUGUCAAUGUUAUAAGAAAAGAUAUAUAAGAAGCUUGGGUUGGAUGAACGUAAGGAAAAACUGAAAUUGAGCUACAUUCCGAUGGUGAUACGUUGCAAGAAAGCUGUAACUAUUGCUGAUGAUGACGAUCUUUAUGUUUACCUCGGAUGUGUCGAUAAAGAGAACCAAAGAUGUCUUUUGGUUGUGGAGAGUAGUGAAAGGUCGGGAGCGAGACCACAAGAUAAACUUUCGAUAGCGGGUAAAAGUUCUGUUGGUAUGAACUACAACGAUUUGCAGCUAUUGGAACAUGAAGUUGGACCUAAUGCCAUUACAUUGUACGUUGGUGAGAACCAGGGGAAUAACGAGGUGAGUGCUAAAGAGACUGGUACUGGUAUGGAGACUGAUACUGGUAUGGAGACUGAUACGCCUGCGGAGACUGAUACGGCUGCGGAGACUGAUACAGGUAUGGAGAAUGAUACGGCUGCGGAGACUGAUACUGGUAUGGAGAAUGAUACUGCUGCGGAGAAUGAAACGGCUGCGGAGACUGAUACGGCUGCGGAGAAUGAAACGGCUGCGGAGACUGAUACCGUACAUCCAACCGCCGAUAAGUAUGUUGAAGAGCCACCUGCAAUAGUACGGAGUAGUUGUAUAGAGGAAUGGGGCGAUGGUUUGAGUCUCAAUAAACAUGACGAAUUUCCAAGUAAGAAGGCAAUUCAGGAGAUGGUGGAUAGAGCUGCAUAUUGUGAAUGUUAUCGUUAUGUCACUAAAAAGUCUGAUCGAAAUCGAUUGGUGAUAACAUGUUCGCAAGCUGACUGCAAAUGGGUAAUACGAGCUUCAAGGAUUGCUGGGACAGAAAUUUUCUCAAUAAAAAGCUACACGAAGAUGCAUACAUGCUCGCGGACACAACAAAGUGACAGCAACGACAAGAGAAGAGCGUCAGCAGAAGUAGUGGCAAGUUUUUUGAAUGAGGAAUUCCCAGGAGAUAUGCAAACUCCAACUCCAAAAGAUAUUAAGGCUCUGGUUAAGUCCAAACUUGGUGUCAUGAUAUCCUACUCCACAGCAUUGCGUGGAAAGAAUUUGGCUUCUUGUGAUACACGUGGUAGUCCGGAAGAUAGCUACAGGAUGAUGUAUAGCUAUUUGUACAUGUUAGAGAAAAUGAACACGAGAACAAAAACUAGUGUGAAAUUGGAUGACUCAGGUAAAUUCAAGUACCUCUUCAUAGCGUUAGGAGCUUGCAUUGAAGGGUUUGCAGUUAUGAGAAAAGUGAUUGUUGUCGAUGCAACAUGGCUAAAGAACGGAUAUGGGGGUGUUCUAAUUUUUGCCAAAGCUCAAGAUCCUAACCGUCAUUGCUAUCCACUUGCGUUUGCUGUACUUGAUGGAGAGAAUCAUGCUAGUUGGACCUGGUUUUUUGAGAUGCUUAGAAGCGUUAUACCAGACUCUUCUGAACUGGUUUUCAUGAGUGAUAGAAAUCCAAGUCUGAUAUUUGCAAUAGCAAACGUGUACCCUCAGGCUCACCAUGGUCAUUUUUUAUGGCAUUUGAAGGAAAAUGUUAAAGGGCAUGCUUCUAACGUCACCAAAGAUGUAGUCGGGCAUAGAUUCAUGGAGUUGGGAAAGAUGUACACAAUGGCGUAUUGCAGGACAAUUUAUGCUGUGCCAGACAUGUCUGUAUGGGAAGUCCCGGAUCACAUCAGGGAGCUGAAGAUCAUACCUCCGGAUCCUAUCAAGCGGAAGGGAAGGAAAAGAGUUAAUAGACUUCCAUCUGGUGGAGAACGCCGUAGGAGGACACAGAACAAAAAGCGGCCUAGGCAAAAUUUUGGUUUCAAUUGGCUGUUAUUUGGAAAUGGUUCAAGCCCUUCAGAGCAGAACACGGCCUAACCACAACUUGUUACUCUGUGUAAUUUGUAUUUUUUUCGGAAAACUCUGGAAAACUAUUUUUUCUUCUUUGUAAAACUGCAUUGUGUUUCGAGUGUGACAUUAUUAUUAUGUAGAUGCAAACUUGAUUCGUUAUGACAUUUACUAUUAUGAUUACUCUAGUCUGACUAAUAAUUCAAUUAAACAUGUUUUUUUCAAAACUUUCUCAAAAAUUAUGAAAACUCUUACUAUCUCCAUAAUAAACCUUAUAGUUUCACUCACACUUUGUGAAUGAAGAACAUGUCACAAAAGAGAUUAUCAGGUAAUGUUUGUUUCCCAAAUAUUUGUGCAGUGAACAAGAUAAAUAUCAUGUUCAAGUACUAAAAUCGAAAGUAAAACAAGAAAACCAAACUGAAAGCACUGGUAACACUGAAUAAAUUAUAAACCACAGAAAGUACAACUAUGAGCAAAUCUCGUAAAACUAGUAUCUUAUGUAAAACUAAGAACAAAUUUCGGGGAGGGAAAUGAAAUUACAUUGGCGCCAAAACAUAUGAGGGAAAAUAAUUAUUUUAAUUAUUUUAACUAUUUUCAUUUUUUUUCUCUAUUUUCUUCCAUUUCCCCUCUAUGUCACGUCCCAUCUCUCUCUCUCUCCACUCCAUCCCUCUACUUCUCCUCCCCCUUCUUUACCGAGCCAUCUCUCUCUCUCUCUCCACUCCAUCCCUCAUUCCUCUCUCUCGAUCUCUUUCGGUUUCUCCCAUUUCUCUCUGACAGUAAGAACUGAAGCAUGACUCAUCCCGACGAGGAGUACAGUCACAUGAAGGCCUUGAAGAGACACAACGACAUGCUUGGUUUCGUGGCUGAUGCACAGUACGGCGUCCCGACCAAGUGCCCGUGUGGUGGAGGUAUCAUUCCCGAGGUAUCUCCGUGUAACAAGUUUCCCAAUGAUUUUGAUACGCAACCUAGAAGGAGGUACUUCACCUGCAAAAACUUUGAGAAUAAUGGUCUCCACUUUCGUACGCCGUGGGUGUUCGCGAUUCAGGACGAGGUUACUAAGUUAGUAGACCGUGUCAAAGAGAUGGCUGAGGAGAUUGAUCGCCUCAAGGCUCAGCUUUACCAACUCCACCGUCCAUGAUCCCAUCUUGUUGCUCUAAGUUGUUGUUGUUCUAAGUUGUUGUUGUUGUUGUUCUAUGUCGUAUGAUGGUACUUUGAUCCAUGUUGCUACUUUCCUUCUCUAUGUGUGUGUCUUAUGACUCUAUGUGUGUGUCUUAUGACUUAAACUAUCUAUCUAAUGUUUAUGUGUUUUGUGGUUUA